Gloeophyllum trabeum ATCC 11539 is the source of this 1407-nucleotide messenger RNA. RefSeq lists its product as uncharacterized. The transcript has 5 exons. Bases 1 to 1407 code for a protein of 468 amino acids. Lineage: Eukaryota; Fungi; Basidiomycota; Agaricomycetes; Gloeophyllales; Gloeophyllaceae. The record is from RefSeq and is a predicted model, not a curated record.
AUGCAGGCACUGACCUCGAAUUCCUACGAGGAGAUUUCGGCGAUCGUCGAACAAUUAGAAGAAGAGUUGGACUGGUUUAGGGAUACUGUUCGGACUGAGGCUGCAAGUAGGAACCGGGAGAUCAAGAGGGAUGAAGGAGACCGUGUACAACAGACUAUGCACAAAGGUGCAGAAGCCAUUAACUUGCUCACGGCUAACCUCGAUCAUAUGGAGGCUCGACGCAGAACGACCUGCCACCCCACGUCCGUUGCACGAGUCGAACCCGUCAUCGGGGCUAUUCCUAGUCCACCCGAUACUCGCCCCGAUGUUCAGCAAAACGUUGGCGCACAGGUCGACCCGGUGCAGAUGCCCAUUGCGGAGCCGGCUCCCAUACCAAUAGCAGCUCAACAGCCGCCAUUCGGACUGCCAGGACUACCGCAUCCCCCGCCAACCGGGGACUAUCGCAUGGAGCGUAUCCACCCGUACACGAGCGCCCUUUGGAGAAAUGCCGGGUUCGUUCGGUAUUUCCCUGUGACCGGACAAACUGGCGCAGAGAACGCCAACGCUGCUGAAGAUCAUAGUAUUACGGCGAGGACAGGAGGAGCCGCCCCAGCAGAUGAGCAAGGCUCACGCCGAGGAGCAGAGCCCCGCCCGCUCCAAUGGACCAAAUCCCAACUCAACAAAGUGGGAUUGGCCAUCUGGGUCCAGCAGAAUGGACGCAAUACAUCAGCGAUAUGGGCAUGGUAUCGGACUGGCAAACAGAUCCUGUUAUUCAGCGAUCCAUUGGCUACGUUUGAUGGUAGGGUGGCGGCCGUACAACAGCUGAUCAACCCUCCCAGUCAGCCAACACCCAGAGAUCAACAGCGUGACCAGAGCCAGCACAGAGUGCGGCCCGACGAAUUCACUGUCGAUUAUGAUGCUGCUCAGAAUGGACGGAACAUAGGAUCGAGCCCCGACCACAUCUGUCCCCUGAAGCUGGAGGGAGUAACUCCAGAAGUGCCCUCCUCGACGCAAACACUUACGUCGAACCAAAAUAGUCGCAACGUGACAAGAGAGGCUAGUCAGGCAAGUGUCCACUCGACCUCCUCUCAGGACGUGAACAUUCGUCGAACCGUUGCGACGAGGGGCUACUCUAAUGAGCCUCAGGCCAUCGGGACUGUGGCCCACGGAAACGAGAUCGAUGGCAGUACAAUUCGCCUCGAUCAAACUAAUGAUUACCGUACAUGCGUGCUGCGCGAGGUGCCAAUGGCGGCAGUCCAGGCGGCGACCCCUCCGACGACGGUGAUGACAAUUGUCGCGGACGAGGACAACCUACAAGUGGCUCUGGUGGUGACGGCGGAGGCGGAGGCAGAGGCGGGGGAGGAGGCAGAGGAGGCCCAGAAGACUCCUAUAACUCAGGUCGACGUCAACGACGAGUCGCUGUGGUAG